Necator americanus (New World hookworm) is the source of this 1593-nucleotide messenger RNA. RefSeq lists its product as uncharacterized. The record is from RefSeq and is a predicted model, not a curated record. The transcript is spliced from 13 exons. NCBI's taxonomy places the organism in Eukaryota, Metazoa, Nematoda, Chromadorea, Rhabditida, Ancylostomatidae. The coding region runs from base 1 to 1593 and encodes 530 amino acids. Gene Ontology annotation, cellular component: endomembrane system.
AUGCUGCGAACACUGUAUCGAACAGUGCAUCCGCUCCUGAUGAUCAUAUCGCGAGUAUACUUCUUUUGCGUUCAUCUUAUUUUUCAAUUCAUAAGCCUUUUCACUUCUCGAAUUUAUGUCACUAAACCAAGUGAUGGAAUACUAAUGAUCAGUGCAACGCAAGCGGUUCAGAAGAUUAUUAAUCGUGAGAUUUCAUCCCUCGAACUUGUAGAGGCCUACAUCCACAGGAUAGAACAAGUGAAUCCUAUAAUUAAUGCCGUUGUUGUAAAGAACUUCGAUGAAGCCAGAGAAAAAGCGCGAGAAGUGGAUUCGAGAAUUGCAGAUGCAGCUGACAGCGAGCUGGACGAGAUGAUUAGUGCGCAACCGUUGCUCGGCGUGCCAUUCACUAUGAAAGAUGCUAUACUUGUAAAUGGUCAUAUUAUCACUUGUGGAAUUUUCAGUAGGAAAGAUGACCGAUGCAAUCAGACAGCUGAAGUGGUUGAAAGGAUGAGAGCUGCGGGAGCCAUACUCCUAGCUAUUUCAAAUGUUCCCGAAGUGUGCAUGUGGGUAGAGUCGUGCAAUACCAUCUACGGUCGAACCACAAAUCCUUACGAUGCUAGAAGAAUGACUGGUGGAAGUAGUGGGGGCGAAGGUGCUUUGUUAGGAGCUGCUGCUAGUGUGAUUGGAGUUGGCAGCGAUAUCGGCGGUUCAAUACGUAUGCCAGCAUUCUUCAACGGAAUUUUCGGGAUGAAGCCGACUCCAGGAAUCGUACCCUUGGAUGGACAUAUCCCAAUUGCCACCAACUACAAAGCACAGAUGCUUAGGAUUGGCCCGAUGUGUCGAUUUGCUGAAGAUAUUCCGUUGUUGAUUAAAGUAAUGGGAGGUGAAAAGGUGGCAUCUCUGAACCUUGACGAGCCGGUAUCUAUGAGAAAGCUGCGAAUCUUCUAUAUGGAAGGCAUCAACGAUGUCCCGUUGAUUGCACCUUUGAGCAGGGAUAUGCGGAAUACAUUGCACAAGGCGGUCGGUUAUUUUGAGCGCAAGUAUGAUUUGGUUGCUCAUCGCUUGGAUUUGCCUCUGGCAAAGUAUGCUAUUGAGAUGUUCGUCGUCAGUAUGUACGUAAAAGGAGGACCAAAGCUUUCCGAGUACAUGCUCUGUGCAGAGGGAUCCAAGGGACGCGUAAACACUUUCACCGAGCUUAUAAAAUUCUUUAUGGGCAAGUCCAAUCAUACACUCCCAGGAAUCAUUGGCGCUAUUAUUGACAAUGCGGAUGCGCUGAGUGACGAACAAAAGAGAGAGAUCUCCUACAAACGUGACCGUUUGAUACGUGAAUUGAAAGAAUUACUUGGCAAUGAUGGAAUUUUCCUUUUCCCGAGCUGGCCGAGCACUGCGCUGUUCCAUAAUGAACCUUUAUUUGCGCCUGUGAACUUCGCAUACACCGCGCUUUUCAACGCAAUCGCUUUCCCAGCCAUCGAAUGUCCCAUGGGCUUGGAUAAGAAUGGAUUACCUUUAGGAGUGCAGAUUGUAGCUCCACCCAACUCGGAUCGUCUCCUAAUCGCUGCCGCCAAGGAUCUUGAAGAAGGUUUCGGUGGCUGGGUCCCAGCUGGACCACUUUAG